AUGUCACCACCGAUACGGGUCUGGGGCGCGUGCAGGACGUUAGCAAUACGGGCCCGACCUACUACGAAGCCUAUCCAAGGCUCCAUCGCGCUCGCCGCGACGGUGUCCAAGAGGUCCCUCGCCACGGAUGGAGGCAAGUCGGCGGGACCCUCAGGGUCGGAUGUCGAGGCGAUGCUACAGGCGGCGGUCACUGGCGGCGUGCUCAAGGCCCACGGGCUCGCAGGAGGGUUGACGCCCGCCCAGGAGCAGACGCUGUACGAAGAAGGCAUCAUCAAGCCGGCGGCGACGGGGAGCCAGGCGCUCGACGAGAUGACGGCGAUUGCGACCGGGCUGCACCUCCGAGGCCUCGCGGGUGGCGGCGCCGCUCUCGAGAUGCCCAUGCCCCUGGAAGUGCGACAGAGGAGGCGAAUCGCGUUCCAGUGGAUCCUCGAAACCGUCAACAAGAAGCCGUCGAUGGGUUCGGGUAGGAAUCAGUUUGCCCACCGACUGGCGUCAGAGAUUAUCGCCGUCGUCGAGGGGCGAUCCGGUGUCUGGGACAAGAGGCAGCAGGUGCACAAGCUUGCUACGGCCGCGCGAGCCAACUUGACCAACAAGAAGAAGGCCAAGAGCAAGAAGGGUUAA
Messenger RNA from Parascedosporium putredinis, 621 nucleotides. The record is from the annotation of a GenBank genome assembly. Lineage: Eukaryota; Fungi; Ascomycota; Sordariomycetes; Microascales; Microascaceae.